This is a messenger RNA of Hippocampus comes (tiger tail seahorse), 1376 nucleotides long. It is a transcript of the gene hmgn1b, whose product is annotated as high mobility group nucleosome binding domain 1b. The record is from RefSeq and is a predicted model, not a curated record. Gene Ontology annotation, molecular function: nucleosomal DNA binding. Gene Ontology annotation, cellular component: chromatin; nucleus. Bases 183 to 452 code for a protein of 89 amino acids. The transcript is spliced from 6 exons. NCBI's taxonomy places the organism in Eukaryota, Metazoa, Chordata, Actinopteri, Syngnathiformes, Syngnathidae.
AUCCAAUCCGGUUUGAGCUAGUUUUCUUCCAAUGGAACAUUAUCAUCUCGCUGCCCUGUAUUAGAUUGACUGUACGAGUUCAGCUUUAUCUGGAGUAUACGACAACAGUAUAUUUUUGUCCCGUAUUCAGUUACAUUUCGCAGCUUUUUCCCUUUUCCGCAAACACCCCUCACAAAUCUACCAUGCCUAAAAGGAGCAAAGAUGAGUCAGAGGCAGCUGAAGUACUGCCCAGGAGGAGAUCGAAAAGACUGACUAAGUCCACACCUGCAAAGCCAGAGCCCCAAACCAAGCCAAAGAAGGCAGCUGCUAAGCCUAAGAAAGGUAAGGAGGUGGAGAAGGCCAAGCCCGAGGAGAAGGCGGAGGAUGCCCCUGCUGAGAAUGGCGAGGCCAAAGCUGAGGAAGAGGCACCAGCCACGGAUGCAGCGGAGGAAAAAGAUGAGGAGGCGGAAUAACAUCUCUCAAACCGCAUCUUUACCAGUGCUCCCUGUACCUCUUUUCUUGUACAAUUCAGGGGAAUAUUUUUAUCGACUAUUUUCUAAAUACAGGUUUUUUAGUAGUCUGAUUGUAGAGAACACUUUUUUUUAACGAAAGACAAAAAAAAAAGUCAAUUUGGAGACGGGGGAAUUUCAUCACAUCCCACAUUGUAACGUUCAGUGGUUUUCAUUUCAGAAGUUUUAAAUGUGAAAGAGGGGGAGGAUGCGGGGAUGGGUUACAGUGUCAACAAGCAAACAUCAUGUUCACAGGAUCUUGGUCGACAACUGAAAGAGUUUGCCUGUGUGGAUUACAUUCCAUAUGCUUUAAAGGGACAGUGUAUGUAAUCUGUGCCGGGGCAGAGAUGGACACAGUCACACAUUGUUUUGUUUAUACUGAAGAACAGUGUUUUAGAAUGUUUGCGAGAUUUGUCCUCAUGUUAACUCUUGUACUCAUGCAGUUUUCUGAUGAAAUUGGAUUAAUAAAUUUAAAAUCCCUUGUAGUGGAGCUCUCCCUAUCCAAACGAUGUAUCUUCUGUGUUGGUCGUGUCCCUGUUCUGUGAUAGCAUUGCAAUAAAUUUGUAUAGCUACUGUGAAAAAGGAUUUGGAAUCUCUGUAUGCAGUGCUCAAUGGUACAUUGUACGGAUGCAAAAAAAAAAAAAAAAUGGAAUUUGCUUUCUAAGCCAACCAACUGAGGUGUCUAAGUGUCGAGGGGGGGAAAAAAUCUGGUCUCAUAAUGCCAGCAGACAACCUGUAAAUUUAUUUGAGAUGUUCAACGCAUACCAGCAGUAGCAAUACUCACGCUAAGUUUAGGUAACAGUGCAAGUGUGCCGUUUCUUUUUGUUUAUAGAUGUACCUGUGUAAUUAUUGUUAUCAACAAACCAAUAAAGCUCAGUUGGUAGUUGU